UCUGCUCUGCUCUGCUUACUCGUUACUCCUAUCUAUCCUGCUUACUCAGGAUUCUGCUCUGCUUACUCUUUACUCCCAUCUGCUCUGCUCUGCUUACUCGUUACUCCUAUCUGUCCUGCUUACUCAGGAUUCUGCUCUGCUUACUCUUUACUCCUAUCUGCUCUGCUCUGCUUACUCGUUACUCCUAUCUAUCCUGCUGACUCAGGAUUCUGCUCUGCUUACUCUUGAUUACUCUUCUUCAGCCCGAGUUACUCUUCUUUACUCUUCGCCGCUCUACUGUGCUCUCUCCUCUGUUCUGGUUACUCAGGAUUACUCUUCUUCAGCCCGAGUUACUCUUCUUUACUCCCGACCACGGUUCUUUACUCCUCGUUCUCACAGAUUACUCUUAGCUUACUCUCUGGUAGUUCUGCCUAGAGUAACAAGUACUCUAAGCUCACUGGUAGAUACUGUAAGGCCAAUGAGUAAACGUGAUUUAGUCGUCUGUCAUCUGCUAAGGUUUUACUCUCGCUAUUCUUCUUUACUCCUAGCCACUGCCAUUUACUCCUCUGGUCCAGGUUACUCUCCGAACUCACUGAUUACUCUUAGCUUACUCUCUGGUAGUUCUGCUUAGAGUAACAAGUACUCUGAGCUCACUGGUAGAUACCGUAAGGCCAAGGAGUAAACGUGAGAUUAGACUUGAACUACACGUGGACCGGAAGUCAUCCAAGAUGGCGGAAUUACACGUGGACCGGAAGUCAUCCAAGAUGGCGGGCUUUCAAGGGAUUGUGGGAACUGUAUGAUGCAACCGCCAACAUCAACGCUGAAUUACAAAGAAUCAAGUUAAAACCUUUCAAUUCUAUCACAAAAAGG
Owenia fusiformis is the source of this 849-nucleotide messenger RNA. The record is from the annotation of a GenBank genome assembly. NCBI's taxonomy places the organism in Eukaryota, Metazoa, Annelida, Polychaeta, Sabellida, Oweniidae.